UGGCUGUUAGAUUGCGCAACCGGCAAAAAAUCCCAGUCUGCGACUGGACCUUUUCCUUUCUUUUGCUCCCAUAUCCCAACCCAAUAUGCCUAAAUUAGCCAUGGAAACCACUCCUUAAACAACUCCUAAUUUUCACUCACUCUGACCCAAUUCCAAAAAAAGUUGCCUUUGCUUCUUUGUUCAUUUCACUGGCAGCUUGCCACAUUUUUUCCAUGGCCACCUAUGCUUCCAACAUGAUUUGCUAUCCACACCCAGCAAACCCAGUAAUCAAUGGAUUGAGAAAAACCCAUCACCUCCAAUUCACGGGCAGCACUUUCUGGGCAAUCCCAAUGAGUCUCUGCUCCAAUGGCCACCAUUUUCACCGACCCUUAGCGGCUGCAAGCGUGGAAGAGACAGCAAAGACAGAGAGUAAAGAAGGGAAGCCAAGGUUUAAGUUGGAUGCGGUAGACCCUGAGAUCACUGAAGCCCAGAAACAAGCUAUAGCUCAAUUGCCAUAUCAUAUGGCCAAACGUUGUAAGGCAUUGAUGAGGCAGCUCAUUUGCUAUUCUCCUCAGAAGGGUAGUUUGUGUGAGUUAUUAGCUGCUUGGGUUAGGGCUAUGAAGCCUAGCAGAGCUCACUGGCUUGCGGUUCUUAAAGAAUUGAGGAUAAAGGAUCACCCACUUUAUCUUCAGGUGGCAGAAAUUGCUGUACUAGAAGAAUCUUUUGAAGCCAAUCUUCGUGACUAUACCAAAAUAAUUCAUGGUUAUGGGAAGCAAAACCGAAUUGAGGAUGCUGUUAAAACCCUUUCAAACAUGAAGGCUAGAGGCUUCAUAUGUGAUCAGGUAACUCUAACUGCCAUGAUUGACAUGUAUAGCAAGGCUGGACAUGUUAAGCUGGCUGAAGAAUCUUUUGAAGAAGUUAAGCUCCUUGGGCAGCCCUUGGAUAAAAGAUCGUAUGGCUCAAUGAUCAUGGCCUACAUUAGAGCUGGAGUGCCAGAUCAAGGAGAGAGUUUACUCGUAGAAAUGGAUGCCCAAGAGAUUUAUGCUGGAAGUGAAGUUUACAAGGCGUUGUUAAGAGCAUACUCAAUGGUUGGUGAUACUGAAGGCGCUCAAAGAGUGUUCAAUGCAAUUCAGCUAGCUGGUAUUUCUCCGGAUGAUAAGCUAUGUGGACUUCUCAUAAAUGCAUAUGGUGUAUCAGGUCAAAGUCAAAAGGCACGUGUUGCAUUUGAAAACAUGAGGACGGCGGGUAUUAAACCGACUGAUAAAUGUAUAGCUCUAGUGUUGGCUGCUUAUGAAAAAGAGAAUAAACUUCAGAAGGCAUUAAAAUUUCUGAUGGCGUUGGAGAGAGAUGGUAUCGUGGUUGGGAAAGAAGCUGCAGAAACACUGGCGGCAUGGUUUAGAAAACUAGGGGUUGUGGAAGAGGUGGAUACAAUCUUGAGGGAAUUUGCAGAAACGGAAGCGAAUUCCAGAGUUCCUGCUACAUAGGCUCCAUCUCCCAGUUUUAUUAUCUACUGCCACGAGUAUAUUACUCCUGUUUGCCAGGAAUGAUAGGGCAUAUAAAGCCCGAAGAAUACAGUAAACAACUCACCUCUAAACGGGUACUGUAUCUUGAAUCAUGAAUGCUUCCAAUUAAGCUUAGCUGCUUAAAUCUUUUGCUCUAGUAACAAUUAGAUGGAAUGGGAUGUCAUUAUCCUUGGAGCUUCUAGUUUAUUCUCCUCAUGUGAAUUGUGUAUGGAUCCUUCGGAAGCUCUGUUCUGCAUUCACUGGCCUAACAUACAAAUUCGACCGUUAAGGUCCAUCUGGUGACGUUUAUGAUUUUACUUAAAAAAACAGAGGGGGGGAUGGAGAGCAAAAGGACGAAUGCACGACAUUCAUUGGUUUUUGCCUGCGGAGACACUCAAAAACCAUGUUUUUGGUUUGUGAAAAAAAAAAUUAUGAAUUCUUCCCUUCUUCCUAUAAUCAUGAUGAAACCCUUUUUUGCAAGCAUGGACUUGGCUCUCCAACAUGGAUUCUUCAUUAUUGAUAUUGUUAUUAUUUUGUUUUAUCAAUGGAUGUAAGGUUUGGUUGAUAUUCGUAAGAAUGA
Prunus mume (Japanese apricot) is the source of this 2061-nucleotide messenger RNA. RefSeq names its product Tetratricopeptide repeat (TPR)-like superfamily protein. NCBI's taxonomy places the organism in Eukaryota, Viridiplantae, Streptophyta, Magnoliopsida, Rosales, Rosaceae. Gene Ontology annotation, molecular function: protein binding. The record is from RefSeq and is a predicted model, not a curated record.